UUUUCCUUCCCCCUUCCUUCCCUUCCAUCCCCCUCCCUCCCUCUCACGAAUUCUUCAAGCGAGUCCUCAUCCCUCGAACUUCACCGAUUGCAGCGUCUUUUCCCUUCCCCACCCCCUCCCUCGCACGCAGCACUGAUUGCAGCGAACAUCUUCUCACUGUCGUUGAAGAGAAAUGGCAGAGGCUAUCGUCUCUAUUGCUAUUGUGGUGGAAAGGCUUGAUGAUUUGCUCGUACUAAAAACAAUAUCCUUGCACGGGGUGAGUGACCGAGUUAAACUGCUACAGGAUGAGCUCAAACUGAUCCAAAGUCUCCUAAAAGUUGCAGAUGCGAGGCAAAAUGAAAGAAAUAAUAGUGUACGCCAGUGGGUUGCAGAUAUCAGAGAUGUUGCUUAUGACGCCGAAGAUAUUAUUGAGAGGCAUGCCCUCGAAGUUGGCUCCAGAAAGGGAGGAGGCAAACAAAACCUCCUCAAGAGGUUUGCUUGCAUCUUGGGAGAAGCAAAAGCUAUUUUCCAAACUAACUCAGAGAUUGGUAAAAUAACAAAGAGAAUUUCUACAUUGAACUCACGUUUACAAAAUUAUGGCAUAAAAUUUGAUUCGAUGGAAGGUGGAGGCCCGAGUUCUUUGAGCGAGAAGAUAAGAGAGCAAAGGCAAACUUAUGCGCAUGUUGAACAUGAUCAUGUUGUUGUUGGAUUGGAGGAUAACCUGAAGGAAGUGGUGGCAUGUUUGACAGAAGAGGUCAAAUACAAGUACAGAGUCGUUUCUAUAUGUGGUAUGGGUGGUCUUGGAAAGACUACUCUUGCUAGGAAGGCUUAUCAUCAUCCACAAGUCAAGAGUCACUUCGAAUGCCGAGCUUGGGCAUGUAUCUCUCAACGAUGUCAAAGAAGAGAUGUUUGGGAAGAAGUUAUGACCGGUCUUAUGAUCUCUCCAUCUAAAGAGCAGAUAGAUGAAAUUCGAAGCAUGACAGAUGCAGAGCUUGCUCAGAAACUUUGUGAAACUCAGCAGCAAAAGAAAUGUUUGGUGGUUCUAGAUGAUAUCUGGAAAGUUGGGGAUUGGAACAGUUUACGUGCUGCCUUCCCAAUGAAUAAUACGGACAGCAGAAUAUUACUUACCUCUCGUAAUGAAGACUUGGCUUUGCAAGCAGAUCCAAGGGGCCGCCUUCACAGAUUAAAGUUUCUAAACGAUGACAACAGCCGGGAAUUGCUUCAAAAUUUAGCAAUAUCAUGGAGAGAAGAUUCUGAAAUCAAGGAAGAAAUGAGAUUUUUAGGAAACGAGAUGGUUAUCUAUUGUAAGGGUUUACCAUUGGCGGUCAUUGUAUUAGGAGGACUUUUGGCAACAAAACAGACAUUAGAAGAGUGGGAACAAGUGCAGAGAAAUUUUAAAUCAUACCUUCAUCAACAGAAAGAUCUUGGAAUAAGCAUGAUUUUAGAUCUAAGUUAUGAUGAUUUGCCUUCACACUUAAAAUUAUGCUUCCUAUAUUUAGCCCAUUUCCCAGAGGAUUUUGAGAUACGGACUAAGGAGUUAAUUCAUAUGUGGAUGGCCGAAGGUCUUAUACCUCAAAUGCAACACACUGGAAAGGAAACACUGGAGGAUGUUGGAGAACGAUAUUUACAGGAGCUAGUUCAAAGGUGUAUGGUACAAGUAGGAAAAAAGAGUUCAGUUGCAAGGAUCAAAACUUGUUGUCUCCAUGAUCUUAUGCGAGGCUUUUGUGUGGAAAAAGCUAAAUUGGAAAACUUUCUCAACGCCAUCAAUAUUAAUCACGAGUCCAAUGAAGAAAUAGAAGCUCCCAUUGGUGUAGUUCGAAGAGUUGCUAUCACUGGUGGAUCAAGUGAUCCCGUGAGACUUGGAUUUAUACUUCAAUCGACAUCCCAAAAAUAUUUUCAACUAAGGUCUCUUCUAACAUUCUCUGUGCCUUUGAAAGAUCAGAAGUCUAUGCUAAGGAACUUCAAAUAUCUUAGAGUCUUUAAUUUAUUAAUGAAUCGCGAAGGCUCUGCGGUGAUGGAUUUCCCCCCUGAGAUCAAUAGUCUCAUACACUUGAGAUUCUUAUCUAUGAGGAAUACUGGUGUAAGAAGUAUCCCAUCUCUAAGAAAUUUGAAGUGCUUGCAAACACUAGAUUUGCGAUCGACACAUGAGGAAGUUAAUGUGCCAAAUGAUGUAUUCAGAAAUAUGGAGCACUUGCGGCAUCUGUAUCUACCUCGGUUAUCCAAAGUCAGUGGGAAGUUGCAACUACCUAAUACUAGUAAGCUGCAAACACUUGUGAAUACUCCUGUUUUCAUAUGUGAUGUUAAAGAUCCGACGGCUGGAUUUGACGAGUUUGGAAAGAACAUAAUGCCUUCAAAUCUCACAUUCAACUCUCUUCGUGUUCUUAAGAUCGUUCAUCAUAGAACUCUCAUUCAAUCUUCAUAUGACAGGAGAGUGGAUAUUAUACCAAUAGUAACAAGUUGUCCUAACUUAUAUAAGUUACUCUUUGGGUAAAUAGAGAAAUUGCCAGAACAUGACAAAAUCUCUCCAUAUCUUGUCCAGUUAAAGUUAAUUGAGACUCGUCUUGAAGAAGACCCAAUGCUGACUUUGGAGAAGUUAAAUUAGGAUUGUCCACCUUGGGUCUCUUGCCUGCACAGGGAAGAAGAUGAUCUGUUCUGUAAGAGGAUUUCCUAAACUUCAAUCUCUCAUUCUUUCUCAUUUAGAUAACUUGGAGGAGUGGUUGGUGGAGGAAGGAUCCUUGCCCAGCCUCUGCCAUUUGAAGAUUGAAAGUAGCGACAAUCUCAGGAUGGUUCCAGAAGGACUUCAGUUCGUCACUACUCUGCAAAAAUUAGAAAUCAUAGGCAUGCCCGUGUCAUUCAGAGAUAGACUUGGCGAAAGUGGACAGGAUUUCUACAAAAUCCGACACGUGUCUUCCCUUCAAAUUCAAGAUUAAAGAUUUUACUCAAAAGGAAAUAUUAAUGCUAAAUAUAUAUUACAUAGCGGAGACUUCAUGUACUUAAAAUUUUUCAAAAACUUGAACGGAAUGCGCAACUGCACGCAUGCUAUAUUCUAAUUUCAAUGUCUUUCGUACAUUUAAUUAAUUACUUAUU
Messenger RNA from Juglans regia (Persian walnut), 3066 nucleotides. Its product is annotated as putative disease resistance protein At1g50180. The transcript has 3 exons. Bases 173 to 2470 code for a protein of 765 amino acids. Gene Ontology annotation, biological process: defense response to other organism. Gene Ontology annotation, molecular function: ADP binding. The record is from RefSeq and is a predicted model, not a curated record. NCBI's taxonomy places the organism in Eukaryota, Viridiplantae, Streptophyta, Magnoliopsida, Fagales, Juglandaceae.